AUGGAAGAGUUAGGUUUGCCUGAACGGUUGUUUGAGACAGGGUUUGAACCCUCUGGCCGGAAGAGAAUUAACAACUACUUCAAUUUAAGGUGGAUAGAAGUUGUUAAAGCGGCACUUUCGGAUUCUCAACAAGAGCUGUUGGCGGAGUCUCAGUUUAGACUGCUAAUGCUUAUGGGUUCUCAUACUUUUUCAGUAAUGUUUGCACAUCAGCUGUUGUCGCGUCAGUUGGUGACGAAGAAGUUGUAUGAGCUAUGGUGGUUGUUUGCGGGGAAGCCCAUUUGUUAUGGUAUUGGGGAGUUCGCCUUAGUUACAGGUCUCAAUUGUGGGACACCGCCAACGCCAACCGUGGGGGCCCAACGGAUGGGAAAAGGAAAAAAAAAGGCCAAAUCAAAACUGAAACAGUUAGGCGGUGAUGGAGUCGUUUGGCAAUCAUUAUUUGGUGACGUGGAGACGAUAACCCCAGAGUGGAUCAUAUGCAGGUUGGCUCAGAAAGACAAAUACAAAGAUGAGGACACCAGAUUGCGUUUGUCUCUUCUUUUGCUUGUAGAAGGUAUAUUAUGCCCAACAAGUGGUUCAACACAGAUUAGACCAGAGAUUGUUGAAAUGGUCGGGGAUAUUGGCCAGUUUAUGGAUUAUCCUUGGGGAAGGGAGUCAUUUCUGUUAACUGUUUCAAGCGGAAAGAUUAGGUUGCCAGAACAAUUAGCCCAAGAUACACUGGCUAUACAAGGUUUUGCGCAUGCUAUGGUUCUGGUUACAGUGUGCAGCUGUCCACAAAUUAUUGUGGAACCACGUUUAGGGGAAGAUUUGGUGAACGACGAGCUUCCAAUAGAAGACAUUGUUGAUGCCGUCUGUUCUAGGACGGUUAAAAUUAAUGUAGUCACUGUUCAAAACCUAGAACUUAUUGGCCAGGCUUCAGUUCGUUCCAUCCUAUGUGAAGCCUCUGACACACCUUCUUUUCCAGAUGAGGUGGAAGAUCUCCGAGUUGCUCACAUGGUUUCUUUGAUUCGCGAAGGCUUUCCUUUUGAAAUCAAUACAUGGCAUGGUGGUGUAAAGGCACAGGUUGCAAAGCAAUGGAAGGGUGGUCAUGGUCCACAGGGAUUAGGCGCUGGUAGUGGAGAUCAUGGUCAAACCUCCAAUACAGAUGGCCAUUCACGCGUCGGUGAUCAUGGUGUGACAUUGGAUGUUCAAAAUCUUGUGCGUUGUUUAGCAGACGAACUAUAUGCACGUGCAGGGCCAUUGUUAGGCACUCUGAAAACCCACAUAACCGGGGAAAUGCUUUCCUUAAAGGAGGAAGUUUUAGCCGCACCACGAAUGUCUUCUCAAGGUUCAAUGCCAGAUCAAGCAGGAGCUGUUUCCAAUCGUAUUCCUCGAGAUAAUCAACAUGGAGUCCUAACUCCCGUCACCUUGCAUGUGACUUCUCCUGGUGGCCAUGUUGUAGAAAAGGAUGGAGGCAAGCCUGGCCCAAAGGAUGACGAUACAACUCACUCCCCUGGUGGUGAUGGAAACGUUGAGCAGUUCACAUCUUUUCAAGAUUUGCUUACUGAUGUGGUCCAGGCGACGGGACCAGAUGGUGUUUAUGGUGGGGAAUUAUAUGAUGAUUCCUGUGACAAUGUAGAUAAAGGCCCCGCUCACGAUGACGAAACUACUAAGCCGCCCUCUAGUCAGCCUUCUUCUCCACCAGAGUUCCCUGAAUCUAUACAGAUGGAUGCUGAGCAUGAUGAUUCUGGUGACAAUCUAAAUAAAAGCCAUCCGGACGAUGAUGAACCUACUAAGCUGGCCUCUACUCAGCUUUCUUCUCCAUUUGCGUCCCCUGCACCUAUACAGAUGGAUGUUGAGGCUGUGCCACAGAGUUCUUCUAAUAUAGUUGCUACAUCGCCUGUUGAUGUAACAUUGCCAACCGAUCCAACGUUGCCAACCGACCCGGUUGGAGCACCUAUUCUAUCCUGCCCAAAAGAUCAAGGGGAAAGAAAAUCAAACCCGUCAUCCUCUGAAUUUGGGGAGAAGAGGGCUAGCAAAAGGCUUCGUUUUCAAUCGGUGAGGUUGUCAUCUCCAGCACCAUUGGUUCAGCCGGGAAAGGGUCGAGGAAGAGGAACAAAGAAAAAUGCCACGCGUAAACCGAAGUUGAAAAGUGGAUCUCCGCCUGUUCCAGAUGCGUGUCCCUCUUCAAAUUGCUCACCGACCAAACCCACAUCGACAUUUGAGACACCUACAAUCGUUGGCCCUUUGGUUGGGGGAUUUUCUCCGUUAGAUCGUCUGAAUGCAUUCCGUCUGGCUGGGUUUAACACUGUUAUGCAUACGCACAGGGAAUACAAUCUUGGAGAAGGUGUUAUUGUUGACAAUUCUGUUUUCAAGUCCUUAUUUGAAUCUUCUCAGCCGCAACCAAUUAAGGCCGCUGACCUGGUUGUUACAUUUAUUCGAAUGAGGCUGCGUAAAGAGGGUAUAAAAUCUUAUGAUUUCUUGCCAGGCAGUUUCGUGCAUGCGCUUCGUGGGGAGUACCAGCAAUUCAUUCAUGUUCAAGACAUUGCCAAAUUCAGUUUCUCAAGUAUUUUUGGGGAUCCAUGCUUUCCAAAUAUGAGCUGGGGGAACGAUGUUAAAGCACUAUACUGCCCAUUUCAAGUUGACGGAAGGCAUUGGAUUGGUCUUGUCAUUGAUAUAUCGAAGUGGUGCAUACAGGUUUUAGACUGCAAUCCUGUGUGUGUGCAGGAUUCACAAUUGGAAGCACUGCUUACCCCUUUUAUAAUCUUGAUGCCAUUGCUUAUACGUCACAAUGGGGGAAACACAGUUAACGAGGCAGCUGUUGCAUCACCUCUUCCCAUAACCCGGCUUGAUCUACCCUUAUGUUGUGAACCAACUGGAUUAUCGUGUGUUGCAACCCAUAUUCUCUUGGAACUGCAUGCAACAAAUAAUCUUGCCCAGGUCGCCAAUCUCACCGUAGAGAAUCUUGCAAUUGCAGCACAGACAUACGCAGUUGAAGCUUUUGCUGCUUUCAAUCCGGAUCACCUCAAUAACUUUUCCAUUGGCUCCUAA
Molecule: messenger RNA, 3027 nt
Organism: Raphanus sativus (radish)
Lineage: Eukaryota; Viridiplantae; Streptophyta; Magnoliopsida; Brassicales; Brassicaceae
Exons: 9
Coding region: 1-3027 (1008 amino acids)
Biological process (GO): proteolysis
Molecular function (GO): cysteine-type peptidase activity
Source: RefSeq, a predicted model, not a curated record